Molecule: messenger RNA, 4545 nt
Organism: Meloidogyne enterolobii
Lineage: Eukaryota; Metazoa; Nematoda; Chromadorea; Rhabditida; Meloidogynidae
Source: the annotation of a GenBank genome assembly
AUGUCUUCAGGGAAUUCUUCCAAAAAUCAACAAAAAAAUAAAGAAUUUUUAAAUGAAGUAGAAGUACCUUUUAUUAGAGUAAAACAACAACAACAACCUAAAACAUUGCCUAGAACAAAAAUUGAUGAAAUAAAUGGGGAAUUGUUAGUAGAGGAAAAAAUUAGCAAUAAUAAUAAUCAGUUUUCUCCUCCAAGACAAAAAAGGGCAUCUAUAACAUCCUUGCGUGAUUCUCCAACAAUUAAUCCGUCAAAUUUUAAUAAUUCUUUAAUACAACAAAAAAUGGCAAUAUUUGAGCCUUCAAAUAAUUCCUCUUCUACGCAAACUUUAAAAAUUAAUGAAGAAAUAAUUAAAGAAAAUUUUGACAAUUUAAAUAAUGAUACAAUGACUAAAACAAAGAAAAACACAAAAAUAGAAGAAAAUUUGAAUGGAAAAAAUUCUUUUUUAGAAAAACCUUUAAAAGAAAAAUUGGAACAAAAAGAAUUUAAUAAUGAAAAAGAAGUUGCUACUUUAACUGAAAAAAAUAUUAAAGUUCCAAAGUCGCCAAUUACUUCAACUAAUUUUCAAAGACUGAGCAAAAUUCGUUUAAAUAUGGGAAGUGGAAGAAGAAAUACGCAAAUUGUAAAUGAUGAUGAUAUUUCUGCCCUUGAAACUUUGGCUGCAAAUGUUCGUAUUAGACAACAAUCACCUCAACAAAAUAGAACACAAGGAGCUGCUGCUGUAAAUAAAAUACGUCAAAGCAUUGCCUCAAGUGUUUCUGCCCUAACUGUGGAUGAUUCUGAAGAUUGUUUUGCUGGAUUGCCUGAAACAUCUGUAGAUAAUGAAAUGCUUGAUGAUUGUGAAGAUGAUGAGGAGGAUGAAGAAGAAGGAAGUUGCCCCUCUCACGAUUCCUUUCAUGAAUUACGUGAUAGUGUACGUGAAUGUCUUGAGAAAGAACCCUCUAAUAGAACUGGAGAGGACCUUGCAAUAUUAAUUGAAUUUAUGUCUUCAUUACCUUCAUUAACCCAAUUACCAAUGAGUAUUAAAAGACAAUUGUGUUUAAAAAUGGUUUUUGCUGUUGUACCGACAAAAGGAACUUCAAUAAUGCAACAUGGAGAAAAAAUAGAUGCUUGGUCUGUUGUUGUAAAUGGAAGUGUGGAGCACGUUCAUUCAAAUGGCCAGCAUGUAGAAUACCGGCUUGGUGAUUGUUUUGGAGUACAGCCAAUCGCGCAAACGCAAUACAACGAUGGGGAAAUUCGUACUCUUGCUGAUGAUUGCGAAUUUAUUCUUGUUGAACAUGGUGAUUUUUAUUCAAUUAUGUCUUCAUUGAGCAGACAAAUAGAGCGCGAGAAUGAUGAAAAAAGUGGAGAAGUGGUCAGGGAAGUUGAAAGAAGAAUGGUAGAUAAUCAAGUAGAAUUAGUUGUAACUAAAGCUAGCCCAGAAAGACUACUCCGUCAAUUAUUGUUGGAUGAAGAAGAUGAUUUGUUAUUAGCUGCAACAUCCCCAAUCACAGAAAAUGUUGAUAGUUUAGCAAAUAUUUCAACAAAUUCUGCUCAAAUGGAUUCCCAUUUUGUUGAAGAUUUUUUGUUAAUGCAUAGAGUUUUCUUCCCAGAUUCGUUUUUGGCUAUACGUCAAUUAAUUGAUUGGUUUAGAUUGGAGCCUAAACACCGGGAAAGAGUUGCUAGAAUAAUGCUAAUUUGGUUAAAUAAUCAUUUUGAGGACUUUGAAGGAAAUGAUUCUGAUGGAAAAAUGACUGCUCUUUUGAAUGAAUUUGAUCAAUUAUUGGCCGAUGCUAAAAUGUUCAAUCAUCAAUGUUUAAUGAGCAUAACAUGUUCUGUUAAAUCCCAAUCCAGACAAGUAACAUUAACACGUUCAGAUCGUUCAGAACCUCUUAAUUUUAAAUUGGUUGGAGGAUCAACUUAUGGAGGUAUUUUUGUAAUGUCUGUAGAGACUGGCUCUUCAGCAGAAAAAGUUGGGUUUCGAAGAGGAGAUGAGUUAUUGGAAGUAAAUAGCAAAAAUAUGCGUAAAUUCUCACUUUCUAAUGCUGAAGAUAUUAUCCGGGAAAGUACACAUUUAAGUAUAACACUCAAAACAAAUUGGAUUGGGUUUCGGGAAGCUUUGCUUCAUUAUCAAGAAGAUCAACAAACAAAUUCAACAACAACUAUUUCAACAGCCAAUUGCCCUCCAAAAAAGGCCAGCAACCCUUCAUUACAAACCACAACAGCAAUGCCUUCUCGUUAUCAGAAAAAAUGUUCAAUUCCAACAAUUGCUGGUGCUGGACAUCAUAAUAAACAACAUCCACAAAGAGAAAGGCGUUCAACGCUUAGUGCUGCUAUUAAUCAAGUUGAGUUAAAUCCUCACCAACACUAUCACAAUUCUAAAGCAGGCUCUGCAACACCUACAAGUGGAGGAAAUUCUACAAUCUCUCACAAAAAAGUUUUAAAUAAAUUAAUACAAAUUAUUCGAGGCUCUGUUGACGAUAAUAAUGUUUGUCAUCAACAUAAUAAAUGUUUACAACAAAAGCAACAACAGAAUGGACAACAAAUAACUAUUGACUCGACUGAUGGAGAAUCUAAAAAUAAUGGAAAUUCUUUACGUGCAAGUCGUUCAAAUCCUGAUAUUUCUGUCCACUCUUGUGGUCCUUGCACUUCGUCAAAUAUUUCAUGUGCUUCAUCUUCAUCCACUGCCUCAAAUCGCCACAGUUCUCUCUGUGCUGCUUCCUCAAAUGGCAGUGUUGGAACUUGUCUUACAAGAAUAGAUCAAGCAUUAAAAAUUUAUAGAAGUGAUCAAAGCUUUAGAUAUAUACCUGUUUGUGCUGAUUUAAAUGCUAAACAAAUUCUGCAUUUAGCACUACAGGAAUUUGGAAUCUCUACUGAUUCAAUAGAUGAUAAUUCUUGUUUAUGGGCUAUUUAUGAAUGUUCUGUAAGUCAUGAUGGUGUAGUAAAGCAAAGAAGAUUACCACCUACAGCUACAAAUUUAGCUGAAACUGUUGCAUUAAAUGCACGUUUAUAUCUUCGAGAUAUGCAAAAAGAAGAAAAUAAUUUAUUGCCUGAUGAAUUAAUACCAGAAGUUUUAAAACAAGCAAGAUUAACCCUUUAUACAUUAAAUGCCCAGUGUAUAGCUACACAAUUAACAUUACAGGAUUUUGGUGUUUUCUCUUCUAUAGAGCCAACAGAAUAUGUAAAUCAUUUAUUCCAAUUAGGAGUUAAUGGGGAAAAUAAUUCUUCGAAACAGCGUGGAAAGGGUUGGGAUAAAUUGGCUGAAUUCGAGUCUCUUUUCAAUCGAGAAAUGUGGUGGGUAGCAACAGAAGUUUGUUGUGAACGUAAUGUUUAUAGAAGAUCUAAAUUAGUUAAGAAAUUUAUUAAAGUUGCUAGACAUUGUCAUUUACUUCGUAAUUUAAAUUCAAUGUUUGCUAUUGUUAGUGGUUUAGAAAAGCCAGCAGUUCGGAGACUUUCACAUACUUGGGAAAGAGUUCCUGGAAAAUAUUUAAAAAUGUUGGCCGAUCUUCAACAAUUAAUGGACCCAUCUAGAAAUAUGUCUCGUUAUCGACAACAUUUAGCUCAAUUGGCACAGGAGCCUCCUUUAAUUCCAAUUUAUCCAAUAUUACGAAAAGACCUUACUUUUGCACAUGAAGCUAAUCCGACCUUUUGUGGACCUCGACUUGUUAAUUUUGAGAAACUUAGAAUGAUAGCCCAAAUAAUUAGAAAUAUUCAACGAUUUAGUAGUGUUCAUUAUGACCCUUCAGAAUUAUAUAUUGGAAAUAAUGGUGGAGGUGGUGGUGGUGGGGCAGCUGAAGUUAUGUUCCAUCAUGAUGCACUCGACCCCGUUAGUGCCACAAUUCGUAAAGCAACUAAAGCUGGAAUAGGAAAUCGUUUUGGCACAAGUAGUAGCAGUAAUGGAGCUGGCCUUUCACGGAAAAAACUUUACGAGAGGACGUUGAUGUUAAGAAGGGUACGGGCAUAUUUACGCUCAAUGCCGCUUAUUGACUCAGAGGCUAAUUUGGAUAGAAUUUCUUUGGAAAUUGAACCUCCAGCUCUCACUUCCGGUCAAAGCAGUUCUGUCCAACAAUUACACCAUUCUUCCUGUUCUCCCCAUUCCCAACACCAAACACAACCAAGUAGCUCGUCUGCAAGUACUGCACGGAGAAGACUUCCCUCUCCAUCACCUAGCAGUCUUUCAUCUCAAUCAAAUCAAUCAAGUUCUAUAUUCCAUCAACAAGAAAAACAAGGACAAUCAAUGGCUGGAGGGAUAAUUGGUGGAAGUGGUGGUAAUGGAUUGCCUAAAUUUGGCGUUGAAUCUCCACAGGCCGUCCAGAAAAUGUUGGCUUUAGUUCAAAAUUCAAAAAUAAAAAGCCGACAACCCUUUUUUACUUCUUUUCACCAAAGCUCAGGACGUUCACAUUUGCUUCAAUCACACGGUGCUUUGUCUGCUUCUGCUGAAUUGCCUCCAAUUGGUGUAGAUAAUCACCAUCUACAUAUACAACAAAGAAAAAGAUGUUCUGUUACAAGUAGCAGCACAACAACUGAUGAAAAUGUUAGCUGUAGUGGAAAUAAUGAAAGAGCUGUUUAA